Messenger RNA from Gymnogyps californianus (California condor), 3056 nucleotides. RefSeq names its product N-myristoyltransferase 1 (gene NMT1). Gene Ontology annotation, biological process: N-terminal peptidyl-glycine N-myristoylation. The record is from RefSeq and is a predicted model, not a curated record. The transcript is spliced from 12 exons. Gene Ontology annotation, cellular component: cytoplasm. Bases 59 to 1549 code for a protein of 496 amino acids. Gene Ontology annotation, molecular function: glycylpeptide N-tetradecanoyltransferase activity. Lineage: Eukaryota; Metazoa; Chordata; Aves; Accipitriformes; Cathartidae.
CCCAAUCGCGGCGCGCUUUGUUACGGGGGUGCGGCAGGCGCCGAGGCCCCGUUUCAAGAUGGCGGACGACAGUGAGACAGCAGUGAGGCGGCCACCGGCGAGGCCUCCGCGGCCGUCGGCGGAGGAGAACGACCACGAGCACUGCAGCGACUGCGAGAACGAGGCGGAGCACGGCUCCAACCGGGGCGGCUUGAGUCCAGCAAAUGACAGCGGAGCCAAAAAGAAGAAAAAGAAACCCAAACGGAAGAAAGAGAAAGGAGGAGAUCAGCCCGACCCGGCUCAGGAUCAGCCGGUGAAGGUGAACUCUUUACCCGCUGAGAGGAUCCAGGAGAUUCAAAAAGCCAUCGAGCUCUUCUCUGUAGGUCAGGGCCCUGCCAAAACCAUGGAGGAAGCCAGCAAGAGGAGCUACCAGUUCUGGGACACGCAGCCGGUGCCCAAGCUAGGAGAAGUGGUGAACACCCACGGUCCUGUUGAGCCAGACAAAGACAAUAUCCGUCAGGAGCCAUACACCUUGCCCCAAGGCUUCACCUGGGAUGCCCUGGACCUUGGGGAUAGAGGCGUGCUGAAAGAGCUGUACACGCUUCUGAACGAGAACUACGUGGAGGACGACGACAACAUGUUCCGGUUCGAUUACUCUCCAGAGUUCCUGCUGUGGGCACUGCGUCCUCCGGGCUGGUUGCCCCAGUGGCACUGUGGAGUCAGAGUUGUCUCCAGCAAGAAGCUGGUUGGAUUUAUCAGCGCGAUUCCAGCCACUAUCCACAUCUAUGACACAGAGAAGAAGAUGGUAGAGAUAAACUUCCUGUGCGUCCACAAAAAGUUGCGCUCGAAACGGGUGGCUCCAGUUCUGAUCCGUGAGAUCACACGGCGGGUUCAUCUGGAGGGGAUCUUUCAGGCUGUUUACACUGCAGGAGUGGUGCUGCCAAAGCCUGUGGGGACUUGCAGGUACUGGCACCGGUCCCUGAAUCCUCGGAAACUCAUUGAGGUCAAAUUUUCCCACCUGAGCAGGAACAUGACUAUGCAACGUACCAUGAAGCUUUACCGGUUGCCCGAGACUCCCAAGACUCCCGGCUUGCGGCCAAUGGAGCACAGAGAUAUCUCCGCGGUGCACAAGCUCUUGACCGAGUACCUGAAGCAGUUCCACCUGACGCCCGUCAUGAGCCGAGACGAGGUGGAGCACUGGUUCUUACCUCAGGAGAACAUCAUCGACACAUUUGUGGUAGAGAGCGCCCCAGGGGAGGUGACAGACUUCCUGAGCUUCUACACGCUGCCCUCCACCAUCAUGAACCACCCGACUCACAAGAGCCUGAAAGCUGCUUACUCCUUCUACAACGUUCACACCAAGACGCCUCUCAUCGACCUCAUGAGUGAUGCUCUCAUACUCGCCAAGUCGAAAGGAUUCGACGUCUUCAAUGCACUGGAUCUCAUGGAAAACAAAACCUUCCUGGAGAAGCUGAAGUUUGGGAUCGGGGACGGGAACCUGCAGUAUUACCUGUACAAUUGGAAGUGUCCCAGCAUGGCACCAGAGAAGGUCGGACUAGUGUUGCAGUAAGCGAGCCCUUGCCAGGAGAGCGCGGAGGAGCCGAGCCCGGCGGAGGUGCUGCCCUCGCCCUUUCUGCCGAAGCCGGACCCGCGCCGGGAGAGGUGGAACCAAACCAGCCGCGCAGCUGCCCACCGCCUGGAUUCACUGACCGCGUCCCGCAGCGCCGGCCACCGCUCCCCCGCUGGCGUCAGCGGUCUCCUUUGUUUUGAUUUAAUUGCAUCCUCGUAAAGACGUGAUCAAGGGAAUGUAACUGCUGAAACUAGCUCAUGAUUGGCAUAUAAUGGAGUUAACGGGUGAAUAAUAAAAGUAUAUAUUAUAUAUAUUUUAAAUCUUUCCUGUUCCAAACUGACAUGAGUUGCAUUCAUCUGCUGAAGGCCACCUCCAGGUCGCUGGACCGUGACUUUUCUCGACGGCGCCAACGGAGGUAGAUGUUUGCUGUGCCAAAUGGCUCAGCGCCGGCGUGGUGAAGCACCAGGAUGCGGUGGCCAGGCUGCCGAGCCCUCCUGCCUGCCUGGAGGGUGUUUUGGGCUCUGUCCCCUGCUCAGCUGUUUUCCCCCGGUUUGCUCCCUCCUCCGUUAAACUCGGUCCUUCCCGCGGGUGCCUGGAGCGGGAGGAUGGCACUGUCCCUCCCCGUGGGCUCGGGAGCACAUCGAAAUUUCUUUCUAAGGGCUAUUUGUGCAAGCGAUGCCUUGUCCCUUCUCCUCCCCAGCCUCGGAGACUCGAACCCUCUCUGCUGAACGGGGCAAGUGCUGAACCGAGGAGCAGCAACGCCCGAAGAUACGGGGGGACUCGGCUCCUCGCUGCCUCCGGAGCUCGUCCGGCACACCCCGCUCUGCUUGGACUCCUCAGGGUCGUUCCUCUCCGCCACCCCUCGUGACGCCGGGGCUGCGGGCAUCAGGGGGAUGAUCCAUCGCCGCUGCCGCACCUCGGGGCUCUCUGCUCAGCUGCUUUGCUCUGGAAGCGUGGAAAUACGGAUACACGUGCAAGCGACUGCCCUGCGACACGCCGUCGGCAUCGCCCCGGGCCUUCAGCCUCUCCAGCCAGCCCAGUUGCCUCUUCCACCAGGCUCGUCAUCUUGUGCUAUGGGAACCUCCGAGGUAAAGGAAAUGUUUUCUUUCAUGGAAAACGUUUAUCCCAUCAAGAUAUCUCGGGAAACGAGCGCCCGGGCAGCCUGACGCUUCCUGCCGUGACAUGAACCGUGUCCGUGAAUUGCUCUGAGAUGCUCCUGCCCUCCCAGCCAAAGGUUUCCAAAGCUGCACACCAAGGCCAAGACCCCAUCUAUGCACUCCCACGCCUCCCGGUCCCUCUGUGCCCCCGUCGUGCCCCGUGGCACACCACGGACCCCGAGGGCCUUUGCCCACCCUGGCCUGGACCUGCAGGGCCUGGGUGGGGGACCAGGAGCCCAUCAUGUCCCCCCCGGCAGCACCAUCACAUCCCCCGUGCUCGGGGUCCCGUGUCACCUAUGCAAGUACCUCUGUGUCCCCUCCUGUGUCCCCAGUGUCCUGGGCUGGGGGAG